UGCAGAUGUGUUUUUGGUAACUACAACUAGGUAGCGCGCUCAAACGCCUCGGAACUUUCCGCCCAUUUCCGCCAAUGCAUCGUCUUGUAACCUCACACUGCCACCAUUUUGCUCUCGUGUGUAUGCGUGCGUGCACAGAUUCGGUGUAAACUGGAGAGACAAGAGGAACGAAAGCGGAGGCACUGAAAAAAAAAAAUCUACAGAAAUGGACGGCAUCGGUGACGUUGCAGUUGGAGUGAAGAGAGGAUCAGACGAGCUGAGUAUGUACAACAGUCCCAACUCUGGCAUGAGCAGUAUCAGUGAUGGGGCUUCCAAUGGCAGUGACAGUAAAAAGCUGAGAGUGGAGGAGGCCCCACCAUCGCGUGUCCUUCACAUCAGGAAACUGCCCAAUGAGGCCUCAGAGACUGAAGUCAUCGCCCUCGGCUUGCCUUUUGGGAAAGUCACCAAUAUCCUCACACUGAAAGGAAAGAACCAGGCAUUUUUGGAGAUGGGGACAGAAGAGGCAGCCAUUACUAUGGUCAACUACUACACCACUGUCACUCCUCAUGUCCGCAAUGUCCCUGUCUAUAUUCAAUACUCCAAUCACAAAGAACUCAAAACUGAUGCUGGCAAUCAGCGGACCCAGGCAGUGCUUCAGGCAGUGUCUGCAGUCCAGUCUGGGGGGUCACCAAGCUCAGAUGUACAGGAGGCUCUCGCUGCAGCCUCCAGUCCUGUGCUGCGGAUCAUCAUCGACAACAUGUUCUACCCUGUAACGCUGGAUGUACUGCAACAGAUUUUCUCCAAGUUUGGCACAGUCAUGAAGAUAAUCACAUUCACAAAGAACAAUCAGUUCCAGGCCCUUCUGCAGUUCAGCGAUCCGGUCAAUGCACAGCAGGCCAAACUGGCACUGGAUGGCCAGAACAUCUACAAUUCAUGUUGCACACUGCGUAUUGACUUCUCCAAGCUGGUCAAUCUAAAUGUCAAGUACAACAAUGAUAAGAGUCGCGACUACACGCGACCCGAGCUGCCUGCUGGUGACGGCCAGCCCAGCCUCGACCCCACGGUGGCCGCUGCCUUCAGCAAAGACUCCAACUCCCUCCUCGGUAAGAUCCCAGGAGCCCUGAACCCUCUGAGUGCGGCAGCGGCGGCUGCUGCUGCUGCAGGGAGGGUGGCCCUAGCUGGACAGGCGGGGUCCAGUGGGGUCCUGCUGGUCAGCAACCUCAAUGAGGAGAUGGUUACGCCCCAAAGUCUGUUUACCCUCUUCGGAGUGUAUGGUGAUGUCCAGAGGGUGAAAAUUCUUUACAAUAAGAAGGACAGCGCUCUCAUUCAGAUGUCAGAUGCCAACCAGGCCCAGCUAGCAAUGAGCCACUUAAAUGGCCAAAAGAUGUACGGGAAGAUCAUCCGUGUCACACUGUCCAAACACCAGACAGUUGCGCUGCCUCGCGAUGGCCUGGAUGACCAGGGACUGACCAAGGAUUAUGCCAACUCCCCACUUCAUCGCUUCAAGAAACCUGGCUCCAAGAACUUCCAGAACAUAUUCCCGCCAUCUGCCACCCUCCACCUCUCCAACAUCCCUCAAGAUGUGACAGAGGAUGACCUGCGGCUGCUCUUCUCCAAUGCUGGUGGUACUGUGAAAGCGUUCAAGUUUUUCCAGGAUCGUAAAAUGGCUCUGAUCCAGAUGUCAACAGUGGAGGAGGCCAUCCAGGCCUUGAUUGACCUUCACAACUACAACAUGGGAGGCAACCAACACCUGAGAGUCUCCUUCUCCAAAUCCACCAUUUAAAAACCUGACCCGCAACACUCAUGACAGUACCGGGCUUUACUGUCAGAAACCUUUGAGACUGUGUCUGGACACACUGAUUGAGUCAGUUUUUUUUUUGUUGGGUUUUGUUGAUCCUGUCAUUCCUUGAGAGAGACUGAAACCUUUGACUUGCAUCCUUUUUUUAAAGAGAACAGUUGAGUACAUUGCAGAUACUGGAUGCUCUCAGCUAUUCUUUACUAUACCUUUGUAUUUUUAUGUCAAGCAAAAUAUUGACAUGAUUGUCCCCUUAUAUGGUAUGAUAGUUUGAUGUAGAUCAGUGUUUAAUUGUUGAUUUAGUCGAAAAGAUACAGCAACUCAUGUGCCUUACUUGACAAAAUCAACUGUUUCUACAGCUGGACAUGUUCUCUAAUUACCCUUCUGUGCUUUUGGAGCACAUUGGUAUUCAAUAUUUUUGGAGGUUAUUGAGAACACAAGCUGUUCUGUCAUUCUCUAGACAUCAUCACAGUUUUUGAAGCUAUGCCUUGUUGAUUGGCAGAGCUUUUUUUUGUUUGUUUGUUUUGUUCAGAAUUUAAGAUAUAUACAUUUUUUUUUCAGUUAAGCAACAGAAGAGAAUAUUCCUGAGGCAACAAGAGUUUUUACAGCAGCCUUGGACGGGCAGUUUAACUUGAAUUCCAUUAUUCCCCAAGUAUGUUCAGUUUAAGAUUUGUUCACAUAAAGUCACAUAUCAUAAUGUGGCUCAUGGCUAAGUAUUUCUUUAUCUGUGUUUUUGAAGCCUUCCUUGCUCUUUUCCAUAGCGGUGAGGUGUAAUUGUCCGUGACAGUGGUUUUCUAAGCAUGUAUAGUUAUGAUAGGAUCUCGCAUCAGAAAGUGUUGCAUGCUGUGGAAGCAGUUAGGAUACGAGUCCACUGUGAUCUCAUUGUCAUGUGACAGUUUACUUGAGAGGGCUACUCAGUUGGACCAAAGUUUCUGUGCCUUUAGUGUUCCUUUAAUUCAUUUUGACAAAGAAAAGCAUUUGAAGAUACUGAAAUGUUGCAUUUCAAGGAAAAAUGCUCAGAAUUUUAAGUGUUGAGUUUAUUCCCUUUUUUUAUAAAUACCCAACAGGACCUCUUGACUCGAGGUGUUUGCUCAGAAAUACUAGUUAUGUAUAUUUUUUCUUCCAAGUCCAAUUUUUAUACAGCUCAAAAUGUAAGGAUUUGGUGUCAUUCUGAAGAGGCACAAUUAAAGGAUGAAUUAUUUUCUAACAAGGGGAGGUGCGACUUGGUUUCCUGCUUUUUGAGUUUUCCCUCUCAUGGUCUCUCUCGUGUAUUCUGCAUUACGUCUGUAGCAUGCCUAAUAAAACUAUUCUGUAGCUCUGCAUUCACCUCCUCUGUCUUUCUUCUCUGUUCUGUCUGCUCCACUCACUCCUGAAACCAUCUUCAGUCCCAGGGUGGGAAGGAAGCCAAAAUUCAUUUUGGAGCCACUUGAAAACAAGCUCUAAUAAGCCAGAUUGAGCCCUCUGAUGGUACUAAUUCUCAAGACAAGAAGUACAUUUUGUUGAUGCGUUUCCCACCCUGCCAACUGACACAAUCUAUUCCUUUGAUGUCUUGCUCUUCUCUCCUCUGGUAGUUUCCUAUUUUCUAAUCAGUCUCUAAGGGCCUCUGCUCUCCUAACAAUCUAUCUGAUCUAUCUACUUGCUCUCACACCUUUAUCAAUUACAUGAAUGGUUGCAGUUGUCAUUUUUCCCAAGCUUUCUGCAUUUUACUGCCAGCUUUGGAGCAUCUUUGAGUAAUACUGCUACAGACACAUCCAAUGCUUACAUAUACCUAUGGUAAAUAGCAUGUGUUAAGCCACUUAGAGCGACACUGUAUUGCAGCAGAAUGCCAUGGAGCACAAGAAUGGGAUACUGUUGAGGAUCUCUCAUUUCGGACACAGGUUUGGUCUAUGAGGAAAGAAAAGUGGGUGACCUUAACCACUAUUCAGUCCUGCCUUGGGGGGAAUUAUUUAGUCGAUGCUUUGUUGACAAAUGUCAUUAUGUGAGUCAGAAGUAUAUCUUAAAUCUGUUAGUUCUGAUAAUAAAUCUGAGCCUGUUCAUAUAUUUGGCACAGCCAGAAACCAAGGUUUAAGAGAACUCAUUGUAUUCAUGUGCUCCAUUGGUUUCCAAAAAUCCAUUGAAAAACAGUCAGAGAGAAAUAAUGCAUAGGUUUGUUCAUUUUCUUUUCUUUUGUGCUGGCAGCAGUCGUGGCUGGAGGCAUUACAUUUUCUCUCCAUACAUCCCAUUGUUAUGAGUUCAGUAUCUCAGAAACACCUGAACCUGAACUUCCAUUAUGUUUGGCAAAAAUGCCAGCUUGCAAGGAGGUGCUUAGAAUUUGAUGAUCAAAGAACGUAACUCAAGAUUUCACACGGUGAUUAUGACAAAGUUUUACACAAAUGUCUCAUAGGAUAAAAUGAAGAAGAGAUGAUGUUUUGUAUCCAAAAGGUUAAAGGUCAGCUCCACUGUAAUAUGUUUUUUGUUCAGUAUUCAACACCAUAACUCAGGUACAGAAGGGCAAAUUGUGACCAUUUUUUUUACAUUUGUUCAGAUACUGAAUUGAUUGGUAACUGCUGAUUGUAGAUCUGUGCUGCUGGAUUUAAGAUGUUAUGUGGAGGAAGCAUCCUUGUUUAAGAUUUUGUAGCUUCUUCGUGUUCUAUCAGAAUCACUUUCAUUGACCAAGCAUGUGAACGAAGUACAAAGAAUUUGACAGCCUCAGCUGAUUGUUGUUGCACCAGGUGAUGGAAGUUCUCCAUCUGUCCUUGGUAAAAAUUCUCUCUAAUUGAAGACUGCAUGUUCCUCACUGGAACCAUGCUAGUCAUUUUAACAGAAAAACAAAAUGAAAAAUGAAAUAAAUAAACAUAAAGCUAAUAGAUAAAUUCCUUCAAAAUCUUAAUAAAUUAUGAGUUUGGACACAUGGAUAUAAGCUGCAACUUCAGUUUAUUUCCUCCAGGUAUCAAUGAAGUAUUCUGAUUCUGAACUGGCUGGUGGAGGUACCCAACCGCAAGGCCGUACCAUGUACCCAGUCCAGGGCUCUUAGUUGACACUGAAGACGCUGAGGUCAUGUCCCGAGCAUUAUAUCUUGGAAAGUUUUAACAUCGUUGACGAACAUUUUACCAACCUCCAGAUCCCCUCUACAAAAUGCACAUUUGUUUUGGUCCAGUCUCAGCACUCUCACCAACCUGGUUUCCAGCUGCAGUAGGCAGCUUUUUAUGGCGAAGUAGCUCAGUCUGGAAGUAAAUAGGCAACUGUUUGCCUAUUUAAUUUUUUAUUAUUAUUAUUUUCUUCUUUUUACACAUGAAAGUGUUUUUCCAGGAUUUACAACUACUGCUUUAUUGUGUUAAAAAAAAAAGUUGCCUAUAGUGUCUGAAGAAUGGCCUGUGUGAAGUCCAAUAUACACCAAUCAGCCGCAACAUUGAAACCACUGACAGGUGAAGUGAGUAAAAUUAAUCAUCUGUUUGCAAUGCGAUGUUCUCUGGAAAAACCUUGGGUUCUACCAAUCAUGGACCUCUGUGGGUACUUUGUGGUCCCAGACAUUGGAAAGUUGGAUGCUUUGGAUCCUGUGCAUUGAGGGUGGGGCCUCCCACACGAUUUCCAGAACCCAAGGUUUCCCCACACAACAUGGCAUAUGAUUCAUUUUAUUCACUUCAGUUGUCAGUGAUUUUAAUGUGGUGUAUAUCCCCAAGUAACGUCACUUAAGUCAGGGUACUUGGCUGGACCAAGGAUCAACAAGGGUUUAUUUUUGGUAGUAUCUAUGCUGUAAUUAAGGAAAGUCCUCCAUUGAGUAGCUGAUUGAAGUUUAUUUAUUCAAUAAAAAUAUAUUCUGUAAAUAGUUCUCUUACACUUGUUAAAUUAGCAAUUCUGAUUAGUCCUAAACAAGAUCCAGUUUAAUCCUUGCCCAUUUCUAAUAUGGCUACGGAUAAACUAGUUUGUUUAACAGAUGCUGAUAGUGGUGUACUUUCUCAUCCCUACUGAAGACUACAAGGAAACAUGCAAACUUAUCAGAUCUCUGUAGUCCAACUCCAGGCUUCAGGCUCCAUUAGCUGCUACUAGCAUAACACAAUCCAAUCACUGAUGAAUGAUAGAACUAGACAGCAGACCUGAAGAUGGCACCUGUUCUCUCUCCAUUUACACAUAUGGAAUCAAAACCUCUGUGGAUCAAAAGUUCACAAUAGAAUCAUAAUUGGUGGUCUGUUGGGGAAAAAUGUCUUUUGGGCCAUAGUGGAAUUCUUGAUGAAACGCUGCAAGUGGCUACUGGGCAAAAAUGUCGUAUCAGGUCUAAAUACUACAUUCAUAAUCCCAAUGUCUGAUAAAACUGUUGUGGCUGAGAUGGACUCUGUAUAAUGUAGUUGCCAGAUUUUGUCAAGGAGGAGGAAUGUGUGAAAUAAAAUGAGAUCUAUUUUAUAGA
Scatophagus argus is the source of this 6155-nucleotide messenger RNA. RefSeq names its product polypyrimidine tract-binding protein 2-like. Gene Ontology annotation, cellular component: nucleus. Gene Ontology annotation, molecular function: mRNA binding. The transcript is spliced from 14 exons. The coding region runs from base 206 to 1762 and encodes 518 amino acids. NCBI's taxonomy places the organism in Eukaryota, Metazoa, Chordata, Actinopteri, Scatophagidae. The record is from RefSeq and is a predicted model, not a curated record. Gene Ontology annotation, biological process: mRNA processing; regulation of RNA splicing.